GGCUGCCGGGAGAGAUGCUGGAAGAAACUUCUUAAAUGACCGCGUCCGGCUGGCUGUGGAGCGUUUCUGGGUUGGGGAGAGGAAAGGAAAGUGGAAAAAAACUGAGAACUUCCUGAUCUCUCUCGCUGUGAGACAUGUCUGAGACUCCUGCUCAGUGUAGCAUUAAGCAGGAGCGAAUUUCAUAUACACCUCCCGAGAGCCCCGUGCCGAGUUACGCCUCCUCGACUCCGCUUCAUGUUCCAGUGCCCCGAGCGCUCAGGAUGGAGGAAGAUUCGAUCCGCCUGCCGGCGCACCUGCGCUUGCAGCCAAUUUACUGGAGCAGGGAUGACGUAGCCCAGUGGCUCAAGUGGGCUGAAAAUGAGUUUUCUUUAAGGCCAAUUGACAGCAACACAUUUGAAAUGAAUGGCAAAGCUCUCCUGCUGCUGACCAAAGAGGACUUUCGCUAUCGAUCUCCUCAUUCAGGUGAUGUGCUCUAUGAACUCCUUCAGCAUAUUCUGAAGCAGAGGAAACCUCGGAUUCUCUUUUCACCAUUCUUCCACCCCGGGAACUCGAUCCACACCCAGCCGGAGGUCAUACUGCAUCACAACCACGACGAAGAUAACUGUGUCCAGAGGACCCCGAGGCCAUCCGUGGAGAAUGUGCACCACAACCCUCCCACCAUUGAACUGUUGCACCGCUCUAGGUCACCCAUCACGACCAACCACCGGCCGUCUCCUGACCCAGAGCCUCGGCCCCUCCGGUCCCCCCUGGACAACAUGAUCCGCCGCCUCUCCCCAGCCGAGAGGGCCCAGGGACCAAGGCUCCACCAGGAAAACAACCACCAGGAGUCCUACCCCCUGUCAGUGUCUCCCAUAGAGAAUAAUCACUGCCCACCAUCCUCCGAGCCCCACCAGAAGCCAUCCAGCCCCCGGCAGGAGAGCACACGCGUGAUCCAGCUGAUGCCCAGCCCCAUCAUGCACCCUCUGAUCUUGAACCCCCGGCACUCCGUGGAUUUCAAACAGUCCAGGCUCUCCGAGGACGGGCUGCACAGGGAAGGGAAACCCAUCAACCUCUCGCAUCGGGAAGACCUGUACAUGAACCACAUCAUGGUCUCCGUCUCCCCGCCCGAGGAGCACGCCAUGCCCAUUGGGAGGAUAGCAGACUGUAGACUGCUUUGGGAUUACGUCUAUCAGUUGCUUUCUGACAGCCGGUACGAAAACUUCAUCCGAUGGGAAGACAAAGAAUCCAAAAUAUUCCGGAUAGUGGAUCCCAAUGGACUGGCUCGCCUGUGGGGAAACCAUAAGAACAGAACAAACAUGACCUAUGAGAAAAUGUCCAGAGCCCUGCGCCACUACUACAAACUAAACAUUAUCAGGAAGGAGCCAGGACAAAGGCUUUUGUUCAGGUUUAUGAAGACCCCAGAUGAAAUCAUGAGUGGCCGAACAGACCGUCUGGAGCACCUUGAGUCCCAGGAGCUGGAUGAACAAAUAUACCAAGAAGAUGAAUGCUGAAGGCACCGACCCCCAUCUCAGUGGCCGCAGCUGAGGGCACUGCUGCCCAUGAGGACUGCUGGAGGCGGGACAGAGCAGGCGGGCUGAGGAGAGGAGGAAAGGAAGGGGCCCAGGCAUGGGGGUGACGCUCCUCUUGCAUACCAGGAGGGACCUCAGAGCACCUUAGACAAACCACCCAGCAAAGGCGGGGCUGGAAUUCUGGCCGACGGCACGAGCCUGGGUCUCGCAUUUCAUGCUCCCUGCUCACCCACAAUCUGUCCAUCUGUAACUCCUCACCCUCACCCUCCCACCUGUUGUUAGUUUCAUGGUGUUUUCGUUUUUGUUUUUUUAAGACCAUGCAGUUUGACUUUUCAUCAUUCAUCUAGGGGAAGACAUCCAAGGUUGUUUUCCUAUGGAAAUGUAUAUCUAUUAUAUAUAUAUAUCGCAAAUCUCACAAAGUGCGGCAAACCCAGCUGGUCAGGAAAGAGAGUACUUGCAAAAGGGUUCAGGCUCCUCUUUCUCCUGCCACAUGGAUCAGGUCUGUUCCUGUUGCUGUUGGAUGUUGGCUGGGGGGGAAAAAAAUGCUUUUGAAAAAGAUAAAGUGAAAAGGAGAGAGCUCUCAUUUUCUCUCUCCUGCCCUCUCUCCUUCCUUGUCCCCCCAACCCCUGAGUUCAGCCUCUUGGAGAGUCUGGGGAGCGAUGGGCAUCUAAACAGAAUUGGUGGUCUGGCUGCUUUGGGGCCGGCACCGUUAAACCCACAUCCCUGUAUUUGGCCACCUGUCCGAGGGAGUCCCAAACAUCCGAGCUGCUGCUGUCCUCCCGGGACAUAGAUGAGCGUUAGUCCCGCAGACACGGCUCUGAGGGCCACGCAGCACCAUAGUCCACAGAGCCUCAGACUAGGAUGGAAGCCCCAGCGCCUUGGGGUCAGCUUGCAAGGGCUACAAAGUGGAAAAUCCGAAAAGCCCACACAGGCCUGAUGGUCCAGAAACAGUGAAAACUCUGCAGUGGGACUCUUAUCCCAAAGCAGGUUACAGAGGCCAGUGAGGCAGGAAGGGUCGUGCUCCAGCCCAAAGGCCAUCUUGUGGUCAGUUCCAUGUCCUCACCUAACGUCUCUUCGCCGCCCCCCCCCAUUCCUAGGCUUUUGAAAAGUUUCCCGGUCCCCAUAGGACAGGGCAUUGGAGAGGGGAGGACUGGAGUGUGUAGUCUCCGUCGCUACCAGUGCUUGCCCAGCCUGGGCAGGCAGGAAAUCCUGCAGAUACAUUACCGUUUCCUCUGUCCUUCCAUAGCUGUGUUUCAGAAUGGACCCACUCGUGGCUCUUUCUCACCUCAGAAUAGGGUCGAUAGUGUCUUGGAAAGUGAGGGAAGUGCCACCCCUAGUGCUUUUGAUGAUAACAUUUUUAGAGAGCUGUUGAGAUUUGCUUUCCUUUCCUAGCCAUCUAAAUGAACUCUUCCAGUCAGGCUCAGAAUCCAGUAUUAGGAGCACUGUGUGUUUUUAAUUCAAAAGAUUAGACCUGCCUUACAUAGCACCCCUCCCCCGUUUCCCUCUGUUUCCUGGGCUCGGUUGAGUGAGCAUCUCCCAGCUCCCCAGGGCACAUGAGUGACUGUCAGCAGCGGGUCCCAGGUGACGCUGCGAGAUCCCUGGCCUCUCCUGCAGCCACUUCUGAGCUGAAUCAGGCACACAGCUUUCUCCCCCAGCCCACUGACAGGUAUGCCAGUCUGGGGUGGGAGGGCCCAAUAGAUUGACUAUGGUUUAAGGACACUGGAAUUGAGGAGCUAAUCGGGCUCUUCAGUCUUGCUCUGUUCCCGCCUCUUACCGGACCACAUGUAGACACAUGGAGGUGGCCAGCCGCUCCCACCGUCACACGCUCCACCCAUGCUGACGUCCAGAAUAUCAGGCUCGCAGUGAGGCCAGGGCCGUCCUUGAGAGGCUAGAGGCUCCCUUUGUGAGGGCUCAGUCUGCGUUGGCUUGGAUGGUGAGGUGCGGCCUGCUCCCAGCAUGGCCCGGAUGUCUCAGCAGCGUUCAGCCCCACACCGUGAUACGCUCUCUGACCUCAGAGGGGACUAAAGUUCUCUCUCGAAGGGGGAGAUGGAGCAAAUACCUGGCAAGCUGUGAAAGCCACUGAGUUUAAGGACUGGAGAGAAAGCUGUGUUUUUACUGGGGCCCUUUGUGUGAUGAUGAAAUCAGAUACCAGGGCAUGCUGCUCUUCCCUGAGGUGAGGACAUGUCAUUCUGCCCACUUCCCCCAGGCAUGAGGACUCAGGCUACUUUCUAUUCCAAGAAUCUUACAGUUGAAUUAUGGAGGAAAAUGCCCUUUUGCCCCAGGGAUUUUUGUAUUUAAAGCAAUAUCCUAUGAGAAUAUGUAAGACUUAGGAUGACACCUUCUGCCACUUAAGGAAGAAGUGGAAGGUGCUAAUUCCAGUAUAGUCUUGAUUUCCCAUCCAGGUAUUACCAGUAAUGACCUUCUACUGAUUCCCUUAACCACAAAAGACCUUCCCAUUCAUUUUUUGAGAGAAUACCUGGGCCGUGCUGACACCGGGGUACAGUGCUCACACACUGCAGACCCCAGAGAUUCCAGGCUGAAACUAGCAAACCUUGACGAAGCACCUGUUAGGCCCUGUCAGGGAUUCGGAAAUGACCUGGGCACAGUCCUGCCCUCCGAGGGCUCGCAUUCCCCCUGCAGAAUCCAUCCGGCAUGUCAUUUCUCACUUCAACACUACGUACGAGGGGUGAUGAAAGUUCCACCUGGGACCAAGUUAAGAGCACGUCUGUGACCUAAAUAGUUGGUCUUUCCCUGCAGCCAUGAUGGGGAUUCUUGGCCUGCAAGAUCAGAAAUUGGGAAAGGAAAAUGUAGAAGAAAAGCCCCUAGGGAGAGGAGAGCUUUUUCCAGCUGUAUCUGGAAUGGACACGGUCACUUGUGUCUUGAAAUUUUCUCGCAUCUUCUCCCUGCACCUUGAGUUAGCCAGGUUGCCUCCUCUCCAUCGGAAGAUAGCAGUGGCAGUUGGCUGGACUGGCUAUGUGGAAGCACCAUGACUUCUAAGAUCUUUUUGUCCCAAGGCAACUCGGUCUGGCGUAAGGCAGCAUCUCCAUUGUUCCAGGUCUUGGGUGGGGGCGUCCCUCGCAGGAAAAGAGGAAUAACAGAGUGAUGGGUUUGCUCCUUUCAACAGUAUCUUUGGAGCCCUCUAAACCCAUUGUCUUUUUACACUGAGAAUAUAGGUUUAGCUGAGACUUAAAGGCUGUGGCAGGAUUUACCUAAAUGACUAAGUCACCACCAUUUCCACCUUUCCCUGCCUGGGCUCCAACACUGAAUACAUUUCUGAAAUACUAACUCCCUUGUGCAGAAGGGAAACCUGAGUGUCAGAGAGGUACUAUGUAUGACUUGCCCUAGGAGCAGACAGCGUGCCAGGGACAGAGUCAGGUGUGGGAUCUAGCCCUAUCGUACCCCGUUUGACCCAUUCCACCCAGGAGGCUGGAGAUAAAAGGUCUGGGAAAAUACACAAAAAACAAAGGGCAGUUUUCUUUGCCCAGGCAUUCGGUGCUAGUUAGUUUUCACCCACUCAGCCUGCUCCUCUUCUGGGCAGAAACCUGGAAUGCACGGAGUGACACAAGGAAGCCAGGGCAGGGGAAGGAGGGGACACAAUAAAACCACCGAAGACUAACCCAGUGCUCUUGACUCCACGUGCAUCAACACUAAACAGCUGCAAACUCCCUGGAUCUUUCACACACGCCAAGUGAACAGUCUUGAAGACUCCUCUUUGUGACUGCAACCACCUGCAAACCAGAAUGAAUCUAGAAUUUCUCUUUCUUUUUUUUCCCUUUGGUUUAAUUUCUAAUCUCGUUGUUUAUGAGGUGUGGGGUUUAUAAGGGACUGAAUCAAAUGAAUGUAAUAAAAAGAAAAAAAUACAAAAAAAAAAAA
This is a messenger RNA of Miniopterus natalensis, 5381 nucleotides long. The record is from RefSeq and is a predicted model, not a curated record. Lineage: Eukaryota; Metazoa; Chordata; Mammalia; Chiroptera; Miniopteridae.